This is a messenger RNA of Macroventuria anomochaeta, 1663 nucleotides long. RefSeq lists its product as uncharacterized. Bases 65 to 1333 code for a protein of 422 amino acids. Lineage: Eukaryota; Fungi; Ascomycota; Dothideomycetes; Pleosporales; Didymellaceae. The transcript has 2 exons. The record is from RefSeq and is a predicted model, not a curated record.
ACAAAGCUUCGGUCUCGACAGACAUUGGUAUCAUUACAUACGCACUCAGACAAGUGCUACCGCAAUGGCACCCAACAGACAGAAGGUCGUUGCGUCCGGGCGGCCUGGCCGCAAGCCUGGACGAAUACCUAAGGCGCAGUCCGCCACGCCAGCGCCAACACCAGCAACGGCAGCAACGCCAAAGCUCAAGCUCAGGCUGACCUUCAAGCCGAGCGCUCAAGCGGGCACACUGCCGCCCGUUUCCGCGUACCGGUUUCCUCUGAGUGCACCACCUUCAGAUGAUGCUUCAGAGAAAGAGGAUGCCGAAGACAACACGUUACUAGGCACGUAUGAGCAGGGCAGGAGACGUGGCGCAAGGCAGAGGACGAAGGCCCACGCACCUGACAUGGUUUUUGGGAGUGAGAUGGACAACCUCAUCACGUCUUCUGCUACUAUAGGCAAGACGGAAGACGAGGAAGAUGUGCAGAUGGUCAGCUCGCCACCUACCAUUCUCAGCAUGCGCCCGCCCGAACGCUACAACUCGCCUGACACCAUCCAAGGCUCUGGCCUACCUCCUCCCCGCUAUACUGGUCCCGUCUCUCAAGACGUCUACGACAUCCUAAACACGCUCCAGUCUUCGUCUAAGAUCCAAGUGGAUCUCCCUGACAUGUUUGCUCCCGGCGGCACUGGGGUGGUUAAACCAUACACCAACAGCGUCCUGACGCAACUCUACGUCCAAUGCUACGAGACCCAGCUCUGGCACUUCUGCGACCUGAUUGCCGACACAUGGAUCCGUGCACUUCAGAAGGCGAAUAAGCGCACUCACAAGAGCAAGGACGUGUGGGACUAUAUGUGGAGGAAGAACGUGGCGCUGGAGAAGAUAUUUGCGGAAAAGAAGAAAGGGUUCAAGAAAGACGUCUGCGAAUUCCGCUUAGAUGUGCAGGAUCCGGACAUGGAUCGCGGUGCGACUGAUUUCAGCCCUGAGCGACUGCGCGAGCUGUACACUCACACUAGUCGGGGAUGUGGCGCUAGGCUGCUGUGGGCGGAUGCUAUGGCGCUGCGUGGGAGGAAGAUGGAAAACGACAUCGUCAAGCGACCGGAUGUGUGGCCAAGAGAGCUGUUCUUCGACGUCAUGUGCGCCAGCUUGCGCAUGGUGGGGAGGAAGUUGACCCUGAAGAUCGAAGAGAAGUAUGAAGGUGCGUGGUGCAGGUACCACGAGCAUGUUAAGCAUGGACUGCCAUGUUACCGCGAGCUGGCGUGGAUGCAGAAGAGCGGGAGGAAGGGGAUGGAAGAUGGCGAUGAGGAAGAUGAAGACGGGCGUAGACGAGGCCAGGGACGAGAAGCGGGCUCGUGAGGCUGUGGGCGGUGAUGAACAGGGUGAUACAAAGCGCGUACACUUCGAUACUGGCGAUGCUGCUGAUGCUGGGGAGGUCAUUGAUUUUGGGGAUAUCGAUGCUGAAGGCGAGUCCGAGAAGGAGGGCUAAAAGCCCAAGAGGAAGUUGAGAUCUCGGCGAGAUAGCGUUCUGGAGCCCUGAGCGUGGUUCAUGAGAGUCAUGAAGUUGUACGGUUGGAUACGAUGAAAAGCAUACGAUCAUCGAAUUGCUAUCUUACAUGGGGCACAACCAUGUCGCCGUUUGAGAAAACGUCCCAUUAUAGACAAUCCGAUGCAUGAAACGGCCGAAUA